Messenger RNA from Arabidopsis thaliana (thale cress), 659 nucleotides. Its product is annotated as non-specific lipid-transfer-like protein. Lineage: Eukaryota; Viridiplantae; Streptophyta; Magnoliopsida; Brassicales; Brassicaceae. The record is from RefSeq and is marked reviewed. The transcript has 2 exons. Bases 85 to 420 code for a protein of 111 amino acids.
AUAUAGAUUUGUGAUGAACACGGAUCAUCUUAAUUACCUUGGCUAGUACUCGUCAAUAUCAGUGAGUUACAUACUAAUUUUAAGAUGCAUCGUGCUCUAUUGCUUAUGACACUGAUCACGUCCGCGGUUUCCAUGAGUGAAGAAGAGCAUUGCAGGGACAUGUUCGAGAGCUUUAUUAAAGGACUAUCUAUGCAACCCCCUCCACAGUAUUGUAGAGGAGUGAGCCGCUUCAAUAACGUCCUCAAGCUCACGUCUCCAAUUACUUUGCAGGUAUUGACGAAGAAAAAGGUGAAUGGGAAGAUAGGGGGACGGUGUGAUUGCCCGGAAUUAGAUAUAAUUUGGAAAAUAAGAUGUAAACCUUGCGCACAAAACCCAGACCCGAAUGUAACAGAAUCUGAAUCACAACAUGUGUUGAUGUGAGUGUUCAAUACGUCCAUGUGGGGGUGCAUAUGCAUUCUAGGAAAGAUGAUCUUAUAAUUUUCUAGUAUUUGUUCACUUACGUUUUAUCGUAGUUUUCUAAGUUGUUGUAUAGAUAUUGUCGUUUAAUAAGAAAUGUCACACAUGCAAACCUUUGAACGUCACAAAUUUCGAUUCAUAUUUUGAACGUUGAUGUUCUAUUGUUUUUGUUUUUAACAAAAGUUUAUCGCACUUGUUCCUCG